Messenger RNA from Guyanagaster necrorhizus, 2308 nucleotides. RefSeq lists its product as uncharacterized. NCBI's taxonomy places the organism in Eukaryota, Fungi, Basidiomycota, Agaricomycetes, Agaricales, Physalacriaceae. The coding region runs from base 176 to 1894 and encodes 572 amino acids. The transcript has 4 exons. The record is from RefSeq and is a predicted model, not a curated record.
GGGAGACCUUGCUUGGAAACGCCCACCAAGCCAACCCUUAUUGUUGUUCUCUUCUUCUACCUUUGGGGGAACGAAAAGAGGUCUCAUCCUCGAGCCUCCAUCUCUGCGACACGGUGGUGGAACAUUCAUUUGAAGGGCAGUCCAUGCACAUAAUAGGGGACACAUUCAAAAAACCAUGAAGAAAUUCCUUUUAUUUACUCUCUGGAUGAUGGUGAAGGGUGCUGUGGCCGAGAGAGCAUCGUUUGGUGCCCGCGGUCUUCCUGAGCUAGCGCUGUUAGAACGUCAAGCCGCCUCGUCCACUGCUACUGCCACUUCUAGCGCUACAUCGUCCUCUUCUACGCCAUUUCUGGUGUUCGUCAGCGUCUCCAGUCUCACUACAUGCACUUCGGCGAGCGUCAGAUGGGUAUAUUCUGGUCCAACAUCUCCCUUGGAGCUCAUGAUAACGAAUAUCAACGUUACCCAAACUGAUUCUUCUUCCUCUGUGACCACAUCAUCGUCAUCAUCUUCUUCCACAACUUCCCCUAGCCUCAUCACGGACGGAGUUAGCGACGUUGCGGCUCGAGCUAUCCCCACGUAUCUCACUGCUGGUGAUGGUGAUGGUGCUAGUACGUCCAGCGGUGAUAUCGUCAAGAUCAUUACAACAAGUGCUGAUCCUUCCAAUGAUUCAUUCACCUGGGACAAGGUUAAUGUUCCGCAGGGGUGGUACACCAUCUGGGCCUCCAUGGAGACUUACCCGGAUUUCAGCCAGACCACAUAUUUCGAUUUUUUCGUCAGUAACGGAUCCGACGUCUCCUGCCUCUCAAGUUCUGCCGGAUCUUCGUCUUCGUCUUCAUCCGCCGCCAUGAGCACCUCUACCAGCAGCCCGUCCGCCUCUGCCAUCGUAGAUGCCGUAACUUCCGUCAACAAGGGUGCCAUUGCCGGCGGCGUCAUUGGCGGUGUUGCCCUACUUGCCGCUGUGCUGGCUGCCCUCCUCUACUUCCUCUGUGCCACUAACCGCCGUCGCCGAGGCCCCUCUCUCGGAUCUCCUAACAGUGGCAUUGUCGGUCGAUGGGGAACCCUCGGCUCGUUCGACUCUACUCACAGCGGUAAAUCCCACCCGGCCAAGACGACGAAGCAAAAGACCAACAAGUACAACGGUGCUGGGGUCGUAGGAAUGAGCGGGUACGAUUCUGAGGGUAGAGUCGAGAGGCACCAUUCGCAGGCGGGUUCCAUGGGUCCCAUCGUCUCUUAUGGGCACACUAUGGCUGAGAGCUCUUGCUCAGAAGAAGGCUUCAACCCAUACGCCUCGUACGAGGACAAGUACUCGCGCUCCCCGGUGUCUGUAGAGAACGGGGAAGUCAUGGCUCAUGCAGUUGGCUACAGCCCGCGCCUACCGCAAGCCGGCCGGCAGUCCACGUCGUCCAUCGAGUCCUACGUGCUAAACAACAAUUUCAGUCGACCGCGGAGCCAGACUCAGGCUCAGGCUCAGAGGAUGGCACCCUCACCGCAGCCGUACCCUGAAUCGCCCUCGACGAGCAGCGUACUCCAUACGCCUACGGAGAACCGUCGUUUCUCAUCGCCAGUGCUGCCUAUAGACGAUGGCGUCUUUGUUGGGUAUCAACAGCAACAGCAACAACAACAGCAACAACAACAACAACAACAAAAUCCUCGCCAGCCGCCCCGUCGUAUGCCCCGCAAGCCUGUCCCAUCGUACAACACCUCAGACCUGCCGGAACCGCUCCCAGCGCACGUCCAUUCCCCCUCCUCCAUGGCGAGCUCCCCGUCUCCCGCGCACUCCGUCCAUUCUCUCGUCCUAACGGAAGACGUCCAUCAGCUGAUACAUAAGGGCAGCUUCUCGGAUGGAAGACCCGUGCAUGUGCUCAUGCCUGAUUUGCCACCCCCACUACGGUAUUAGGGGGUUAACAAUCUUCCUGUGGCGCGGUCUAACCCUUCCAACCCCCCCUAAUGUAUUCAUCUAACGUUUAAGAUUUAUUUCACAUACUCACGCUCCAUUGCUUGUAACAUCUUCGCACGCACUAUUUCGUCAUGGGUUUUUUUUUUUUUUUUCAUCUUCUUUUGUCAUGAAUGGAUGGAUGGAUACAACUUUGUUGGCAUGGGUAAAGAUCUGGUAUUGUUACCUAUCAUUGGAUUUCUUCUACGCAGACUUUCGUGUAUGUUCCUUGUUGUUUUAUAAUGUACUUCCCGCUUUAUAUAUCUCUUGCCUCGUUUUCAUUUUCAUUUUCCACGUGUAAUCCUUAGUGUUAUUUUAAACAAGUUCAAAAGGUAAUGAAUGUACUGUCUGUCAUAUAAUACCACGUAGUGACAGAAG